This is a messenger RNA of Dujonia railenensis, 1179 nucleotides long. The record is from the annotation of a GenBank genome assembly. Lineage: Eukaryota; Fungi; Ascomycota; Pichiomycetes; Serinales; Debaryomycetaceae.
AUGAAAGAACAAAACAAGGACCCAGUUUAUUUAUUACAAGAGCCACAUAUGACAGACGAAGUUAAAGUAAUUGACAAACAAUCGUUGGAAUAUGUCAUGCGGUCAGGAAUUGCUGGAGGUAUAGCGGGUUCAGCAGCUAAGACUUUGAUUGCUCCCUUGGAUAGAAUAAAAAUUUUAUUCCAAACGAGUAAUCCUGAAUUUUUGAAGUAUAGAGGGACUUUUCUGGGACUCAUCAAAGCAGGCAGGCACUUAUAUAUGAGCGAUGGAAUUUAUGGUUUGUUUCAAGGUCACAGUGUUACCUUGAUAAGGAUAUUCCCAUAUGCUAGUAUUAAGUUUGUAGCCUACGAACAGAUUAGAACUUUAUUCAUUCCCAAUGAUAGUUAUGAAACGGCAGCAAGAAGAUUUAUGGCGGGAAGUAUCUCUGGGUUGUGCUCCGUUUUUUUCACUUAUCCUUUGGAUUUAAUCAGAGUCCGUAUGGCAUUUGAGACUAGGCAUUUACAGCAUGGGAGAAAUCAUAUUGGCUCCCAUAACCAUGCCCUGUUUGUUCUGCAUCACAAGGGCAGACUCACAUCUACUAUAGCCUCAGUUUAUAGAGAGCAUCCACCCCACAGAGCAAAUGAUCCUAAGUGGUUGAAGCUAAUGAGAUCUUCCUUUCCAGAAUCGUUGGUGGCAAUACUGAAUUUUUAUAGAGGAUUUGCUCCCACGAUCAUGGGGAUGAUUCCUUACGCUGGUGUCAGUUUUUAUGUUCACGAUCUGAUUCAUGAUAUUUUGAGGUCUAAUACAUUUAAAAAGUACACAGUGAAGGAACUGCUUAUUCAAUCAACCACGAACGUUCCAAAAGUUGUGAAGAAGGCUGGUAGUGGCAAGGAAGAGAUAUCAUCGAGAGACUCCCGUGCACCACUAAGAGCUCCGGCGCAACUUUUCGCCGGAGGAUUAGCUGGGAUGUGUUCGCAAACUGCAGCUUAUCCAUUUGAAGUGAUUAGAAGAAGAAUGCAAGUAGGUGGAGCGGUGAAUAGCGGGCAGUUUUUAUCAUUUAAGCACACGGCAAGAUUGAUUUUUCAAGAGAGUGGACUCCGUGGUUAUUUCGUUGGUUUGACUGUAGGUUAUAUUAAAGUCGUACCUAUGGUUGCUUGUUCCUUCUACGUAUAUGAGAGAUGCAAGAUUCUCUUUGGAAUAUAG